Capronia coronata CBS 617.96 is the source of this 387-nucleotide messenger RNA. RefSeq lists its product as uncharacterized. Lineage: Eukaryota; Fungi; Ascomycota; Eurotiomycetes; Chaetothyriales; Herpotrichiellaceae. Gene Ontology annotation, cellular component: endosome; Vps55/Vps68 complex. Gene Ontology annotation, biological process: late endosome to vacuole transport via multivesicular body sorting pathway. The coding region runs from base 1 to 387 and encodes 128 amino acids. The transcript has 3 exons. The record is from RefSeq and is a predicted model, not a curated record.
AUGACGGCCGGUCUCAAGACCAUCAUUGCCCUUUCGUUUGUCCUUGCCAUUGGGUUUCUCCUCGUCAUCCUUUCGGCUGCGUUAUUCCAUAAUUUCCUCACCCUCCUCGUCGUCGCAACCUAUGUAUUAGCGCCAGUACCGAACUGGAUUGCUUCAAGAUGUGCCAACCCGGAUGACUUCAUUGAGAGCGGCUCAAGCGCAUGGCUAGACCUUGGCCGGUUUGCUACGGGCUUCCUCGUUGUUAUGGGCAUUGCACUACCGGUCCUCCUGGCACACUGCGCGCUCAUCCAGAUCCCGGCCAUGGUGAUGUCGAUAGUCGGUGGGCUGUUGAUAUACGGAACCAUCAUCAGCUUUUCCCAAUUCUUCAAGGAGGAGCAGGACUUUUAG